AUUCUCGUGAUCGGGUUGCUACGAAGAUCGGACGUGUUCGGUUUCAACCCGAUUCUAGCGAUCGGGAGGCUGCCACGAUCGGACGUGUUCGACAUAGAUUCUCGUGAUCGGGAGACUGCCACGAUGGAACGUGUUCGUUGGCCGGAAGGUGGUGGUGGUGGUGGUGGUGGUGGUGACGCGCAAUGUCGCCACGGUACGGUUCAGACGAAGCCAGCUAACGUAAUACUGGACGUUCAACAAUUCUCGCCGGAAGAGAUCACGGUGAAGACGGCCGGCAAUAACGUAAUCAUCGAAGCCAAACACGAGGAGAGGCAAGACGAGCACGGAUUCGUCAGCAGACACUUUGUACGCAGAUACGCGUUGCCCCCAUCUCACGAUGUGAUCAACAUUACCUCGAGCCUUUCUUCCGAUGGUGUAUUAACUAUCACGGCACCCAAAAAG
Molecule: messenger RNA, 441 nt
Organism: Nomia melanderi (Alkali bee)
Lineage: Eukaryota; Metazoa; Arthropoda; Insecta; Hymenoptera; Halictidae
Source: RefSeq, a predicted model, not a curated record